AUGCCACGUAAGCUACGUAAGAAUAUACGUAAGAGGAAGAGAGCAUUGAAACAUCCAAUAGUAAGACUAACACCACAACAACAGUUGCAACAACAAAUGCUGAAUGACCCCACUAUGUUGCAACAAAUGUCAAGCAAUCCUAUGCUUUUAAACCGAGUUGUUGGUGCACAGAGUGGAGGUUUAAGAGCGGCACUUUUAGCGAAAAUGGCAGGCUAUGGUGGAGCUGCAGACGGAACAGCCUAUAACCCUCAAAGUCAAAUGAAUUUGAGUUCACUCAAAAAUCAAAUAGCAGAUGUCAAAAAGUCAAACAUAGACAUACAGAAGCAAAUAGGUGAAAACGAAAAGAAACUAGAAUAUGACAGACACACAAAGAAACUCAAUGAGUUAAACGUAGAGAAAAAGAAGAAAGAAGAACAACUGAAAGAACUAAGUACAGAGGAAUAUGCGAAAAAAGUGUCAGAAAAAGCAACAGAAGUAGCAAAAAUGGAACAAGAUGUCAUAAAUUUGAAAAACCAUACUACUCAAUAUAAAAUACUGAAAGAUGAAGAGAUAAAACAAAAAGCCCUGAAGACAUAUAUGGAUAGCGAUGAGUAUAAAAAAGAAGUUGAAGCAAAUGUAAAGGCAGAAAAACUUUUACAGUUGCAAAACCAAACCGUACAGUAUGAAAACUUAGCACAAGAAAGUAAAAAUAACGACGCGGCUAUGCAAAAGGCAAUGA
Trichomonas vaginalis G3 is the source of this 718-nucleotide messenger RNA. RefSeq names its product protein of unknown function, DUF4106 family. The transcript has a single exon. The annotation marks the transcript as partial. Lineage: Eukaryota; Parabasalia; Trichomonadida; Trichomonadidae. The record is from RefSeq and is a predicted model, not a curated record.